Molecule: messenger RNA, 586 nt
Organism: Rubroshorea leprosula
Lineage: Eukaryota; Viridiplantae; Streptophyta; Magnoliopsida; Malvales; Dipterocarpaceae
Source: the annotation of a GenBank genome assembly
AUAAACUUGAUCAUUUACAGGAAUGGGUUAUCUUGUCAACUCGUCAUCAACAAUGAGUGAUUUUAUCCACGAUAACUUGAGAAUAAAAUAUCACAGUGUCCAUCUAUCAUAUCUAUCCAAAACAAUCAAGGCAGGAGUUGAUGUGAGGGGUUACUUCAUUUGGUCAUUUCUUGAUAACUUUGAAUGGGGUCAGGGUUAUACUAAUCGAUUUGGCAUCACUUAUGUUGACUACGUUAAUGGGUUGCAAAGAUAUUUCAAGAAUUCUGCCUUGUGGUUCCAUAAUUUCCUUAGAAAAGAAAACAUAGCUAGUGCUACUAACUCGUCUCUAUUUUAUUCUGAGUGAUUAUGUUGAAUGAUCAUCACCAAAAUUCUAGAAGCAAGGAGAUAUUUUGCAGAAGUUAGAAAAAUCAAGAAAAAAAAAAGAUCAAUCUAAAAUAAUGAAAACAAUUUAAGAAUAAAGUCGAUGUAUAGAAUUGUGCAAGUUGAUGUAUUUUCUUUGAAUGUUAUUUUGUGACUUGUUUUGUGUAGGAGUACCAUUUGUAGAAUUGUGUGUGAUGGAGUAUUUUAGUAAAAAAUAUUUAUCAUG